GUAGAAAGUUAGUUUAUCCGUCUGCAGUAAACCUGUUUCAACCACGCUCGUCAAGAAAUGCAAACAGCUUUUGUAGGUUAUGUCCUGUCGACUGAUUCAACUGUGAACAAACUCAGAAGUGUUGGAUGACAUCGGGUGACGGAACGAAACAAGGAAAAUGGAUCCCCGCGACAGAAUAGAAUUCCUUAAAUCAACGAUUUAUCAUCUGCAGCAGGGGAACUUAGUUCAAGCGAAAGAAUCACUACAAAAAAAUCAGCAGUGUUUCCAAGACUUGGCGCCAUGUGAGUUAUCAAAACCCACUUUACAGGAGAUAGAGGUAGUAAACAAGGCAGAGGAAAUAUCGAUAGGGAAUGUGGCGUGGAGUCUUCGAACUGGAACAAUUUUGUUGCCUCAAACGUUUUCUAAGAACGUCUUUGUCCGCUUUGUCAAUAUCGUUGGUGCUGUAGCUUUAGUCACGAGUUGUCUUGAUACAGCUGAGAAAGUACUUGAUCAGUUAAAACAGUACAUUGAGCAAGCUGAAGAAUCAGUUAUAAGCCUUGGAGUUGCCCUUAAUAACCUAGGUUGCGUGUAUAUUAUUAAAGGAAGUUUUCAAGAAGCAAAAGUUAGUCUCCAAAGAGCUCUUGAGGUAGUCAAGAAAGGAAAACAGUGUGUCACAGCUGAGGAGACAAUCGUAACAAUAGGUAACAACUUACGACUUGUGUAUCAGGCUCAGAGGAGCCAUAUAGCUGACUUGCAAUUGCAAAAUGUAAGCCCCUUCUCCAUACAACCAAGAAUUAUUGCAAUAGUUGAUUACAAUGAAGCCCUAACCUCUGUGGACAACAGAAAUCUUAGAAAAGCUUUGGGCGAGCUUGAGAACUUGAAAAAAUUUUGUGAAACAGAAUUAGACCAAAGUAAGGGACUGUUAACCUGCAUUUUGCUUAAAAUUCGUUCAGUUUGUUUGAUGCUACAAACCUCUAGUGCAAGCACUACAGCUAUUGAUUCUAAGAUUUUGACCUUGCAAGGGUUGAAGGAACUUGUUGAUGUAAGUACAGACUUUUCCUUAGACUUCUUAGUCACAAUUGUGGAGACUGUGGCCGACAUUCACCGUUAUCAAGGUAAUCUUGACCUCGUCUGUAGUUAUUUCUCCUAUCUUGUACCGGUUGUUCGUGAACGAUGUGGUGCGGAUCACCCAACACUUGCUUCUAUACUGUCAGAGCAGGGAGUUGUUUUUCUCCACUUGGAAAACGUUGCACACUCCAGGCAAUGUUUCACCGCUGCAUUAGAGAUUUUCACCGGAACUUUUGGUGCUGUUCACCCUGAUGUUCUCAAAUGCAAUGCAGGUCUUGCGAGGCUGGAAUUGCUGGCUGGAUCUGAAGAAAAAUCUUUAAUACAUUGUCAGAGAGUUCUGGAAAAUGUAGAGAGAGUUUGCCAGGUCUCAUUUGAGCGUCAACUGAAGCCAAAAGUCUUAGAAUUGUAUCAAAGAGGCAGAAGAACAUUUUCUCCUGAUACAGAUAGCGAAGAGCAAGGAAAGUUUGAAAGUCUGGCUUCCGAGUUUGGGGUGGAAAUAGCCAGGGUUCUCAACCAGCAUCAACUGGGUGAUCUCGACGAUUGUGCAGGAGUACACUUAGAUAGUGAGGAUUGUGUGGAUUCCUCCGUCUCCCAGCUUUUUUCCGAGGACCUAUGUGCAAAGCUGUGUUUUAACUGGCUGAAAGCUGGUCUUUGUUUGUUUAAUCUUGGAGUUAAACAAAGUGUCACUUUUCUCUUUCUCUCGUGUACAUAUGCAAGUAUGUUUUAUGAUCAUUGUGAUUGUUCCGAAGUCAUUCUACUGAAAGUAAUUUUUGUUGUGUGUCAUCUCAAAUCCAAGACGAGUGAGACCUUCCCGGAAGUUCAAGAGAGAUUAAAAACUGAAUUCGGACGUUUGAAGAACUUCAUUGAGGAAAAAGCGAAGAGAGUUGAUAAGCCAGGAAGGAAAGCUGUAUUUUUUGACGAAAAUACAAAUUUGAUGAUUGCUUUAGCAGUAGUCCUUCAGUCUUUUAUAGAAAUGGAAAUGUACGAGAUGGUGAACACUGUGCAUAGUUUGUUUACUUUACUGUCAAACCAACAGUCUACGCAGAUAACUCAUGUAUUGCUCGUUGAAGAGAUUCGGUUUGCGCUUUAUAUUUCAAACAUACAAUGUCGUGGCAAACAAUUCAUCCAUAACCUGAUUUUUUUGACGCCUCUUGGCGUGAUGUACAAUCGAAAAAUCAUAGACAAAAACGAUGAAGAUGCUCCCUGUAACUUUCAAAGUAAGGAGCUUAGAAAAUCUCUACAUACAGACGACAACUUGGGAGAAAGGCGAUCGACGAAAUUUUUCAAAACUUUGGUGCUCAGAUCUGACAAUGCUCGGUGGAAAGGAUCUUUCAGAUUUCUCGUGGAGUGUCCAAUCACUCGUGGAGUUGAUGUUUCAGCGCUUAAUCACACAAAUGUGUGCAGUGUGAACGCAGCAGAAGACAGUCUUCCCUAUUUGAUCUCAUGCAGUCAUCAGAAUAUAGAAUUAGCAACACAAUAUUUUAUCGAAUUGGAACUCCUAGACCCUUCUGAGACCUCUGUUUCUGAGAUUUCUGGUGCUUCUUCCCUUUUGUCACUCUUACUAUCGGCAGCCAAGGAUGGUUCAGAAUUUGAAACGCAAUCUCCGGUUCUGAUCAACACGGAGAAGACUUGUGAAGGAAGCUUAGCAUUUAUUUUACAAGACAAAGUAACAGCGAAGUUUUUAUUGGGCAAGCUUUUAAAACAAAUUUUAACCAAUGAGGACGAGCUUGUUGAGGUUGUGAACGUAGCAGUCAAAGAUAGCCAGCUCGUGUUGAAAAUCCAAGGUCCACCCAUUGGGCAAAUCGUAAUGUGGUGCCAUGAAAACACCAUCAAAGUGAGGACCCAGUUGAUUCACUUAUCUCAAAGCCGAAGAAAAGUUGAGAUUGUCCAAGAAGAAGUUCCGUCGUGUAAUUGCUCUCUUAUUGAGAUGGUCAUCGCUGACAAAAUGGAAGAAUGUGCUCGUAACUUUGGAAUUCAUUUCGAGAAACAAAGAGAGAAGUCCUGGUGUUUUGCUUCAAAUCCGCUUGGAAACGCAAUGAGAGGGCACCAGAUACUGGAACUGCAGCAUAAAGUGGAACGUCCAGGCCGCAUUUCUUCUCUUCCAACCUUACCUCUCAGACGGUCGUUCCUUUCGGAAUCAUGGACACAAACAGACUCCUUGAGUUUUCCUUCAACAUCUGAUCUUAGUACCCAAACAUAUCUCAGUGACUCAGAUGAGUCUAAAGACCUGGUGGAGCCCACAUCAUCAUCUAGUGGAGUAAGUAUGUCAUCAUCAUUAGCCUCAUCGUCACCGUCAUCAUCAUCUUCAUCAUCAUCAUCUUCAUCAUCAUCAUCUUCAUCUUCAUCUUCAUCUUCAUCUUCAUCAUCGUCAUCUUCAUCAUCAUCAUCGUCAUCCUCCGGUGAAGAAGUUACUGAUGAGGUCUCCAGAAGGCCAAGGUCAGAACCAGCAGAGAAAGGUAAAUGUUCAGUGCAUUCCGUCUCCUCGUGUGCCUCAGAAUUGAAGAAAAGCGGAAGAGAAAUUCCAAAAUUUGCAAAUUCAGAGGAAGAGAGCUUUAGCAUGGCUUAUCCCAGUCUUUUCAAGUUCAAAUACACUAGAAAUGAUUCAGAGAAAGGUCAAACAAAUCAACCACCACCCGUAUCACCACUAAACUUGAAAGUUCAGACGGAUGGUAAAUUACGUGAGUGUCAAAAACACCUUGAGAAGUGUAUUCACACCGAUGAUUGGCUAGGGCAUUCUAUGAAUGAUGAAGUUUAUGGUUCAGUCAAAAGCGUCGCGUGUAAUAUAGCUGAAAUCCAAACUUGUCAAACCUAUUCCUCGACAGCAUCUGUUGAACCGCCUUUUCGAGGGGAAGGUGCUCUAACUGACAACCUCCCACGACUGAAUACUGACCAGAUGAAGCAACAUGGCGGUGCUGUUGCCGCUGCCACAACCAGCCGGUGUAAUGAUGCCACGGAUGAAAACCAACGAAAUAAAGAACGUAAAGUCGAUUCGAGGUCACUGAAGGUUUAUCAAGGCAGGAAAAGCAUGAACGAAGGGGAUCUAUCAAGAAGAAAUCACAACUCAAGGCCCAGGAAAUUUCUAGGCUUGAAGGGUGGAGGACAAGAUCCAUCUUGCUCUGACAGGGGCUUAAGUUACAAGAAUCUUGAAUCGAUUACUUGCUGGAACGACAAAGACGCCAAGCCUGAGAAGGUUCGAUCACGAGGAGGUGAUAUGCGAAACAUUAUUGAUGAAAAAGAAUCAAAUUUCUUUGGUAUAAAUCCGUGCUUCCUUGCUCGUCACACAGAUGACAGUGGCAUCACCACUCCUAUCGAUGACAUGGGGAGUACAACGCAAAACGCCAAUGGAUGGUCUUCCAACGCCUUCUCAACCCAUCAGCGGUCGUCUUGUUUCAACAAUGAGCAAGGCUCUCAAAGUAUUUACUCCUUUCAAGCGCCAUCAUUUGGAUCUGAACAUCUCCAAACCUUUUCCGGUGAUGACCCGGAAGUUGUGGUGGUACCUCUGUAUGCUGUGGUCAAUGAUGACAUGCUGUUGGCCCAAACACCCCUUUUGCCACAACAGAGAAAAGUCAAUAAUCAAUAUACUGAUCAUAAAGUGCAACGGGAAAGAAACUGUGAUUUUAAAGUGAUAAAUGGAAAUCCUGCGCGUGUAUCUAAUAUCACCUCAAUUACACAAGGCCAGGUCCCUCCUGAGAUGGAAAUCUCUCCUUUACCACAAGUACCCAAGAACAGAAAUCUGACAUGGGAAACAAGGACACUUGCAAAUCAGGAUACUGAUAACCAAGGGCCACAGGGUGUCUUGAACGAUAAUUCGUCACACUCAUAUAAUGAUUCUUUAGCUGACCUGGAGCGAAAAGUGGCCGAAACUUGUUCCUUUGUCGAAAAAACCUUGAAAGAAAGGGAAGUAAAAGAAAAGGCGAUGAAGGAAACAGAGCGAAGAAAAAAAGAAGAGCGAGCCAGGAAAGAGCAACAAUCACGUGAGAGAAGAGAGAGGGAGGCAAGUGAAGCAAGACAAACGGAAGGCAGGAAUGGCACAGAAGAAGCCAGAAACCCGACGAGCGAUGGAGGAGAAACACCUUCGCAAAACACGGCUGGUACUGAGGGUCAACAAUGGUUGUGUGAACAUUAUCAGCGGCUCUGUCGUGUCAAGUUCCCAUGCUGCGGAAAGUUCUUUCCUUGUCAUCGUUGCCAUAACAACUCUGGGUGUCCAAAUGAAAAUUCCAAAGCAAGAGAGGGAUACUUUGUUGAGUGCUCUGUUUGUAGCCAUCAACAAGAGAUCAACCAGGACGCCCAUACCUGUGCUAGAUGUAAAACAAAGUUCUCGGCAUAUUUCUGCUCUGUAUGUAAACACUUCACAAGCACAGACAAAAAUCCAUAUCACUGCAAAAAAUGUGGUAUCUGCCGUAUUUACAAGGACCGCUCCUUCCACUGUGAUGUGUGCAACGUCUGUCUGGACAAAAGGUUGGAAGGAAGACAUUCUUGCCGAGAAAAUUCAGGACAUGAUGAGUGCUGCAUCUGUUUGGAGGACGCUUUCAGCGGUUGUCAGAUCCUGCCAUGCUCACACAAGGUUCACCGAGAGUGCGCUAUUGCGAUGAUACAGAACGGCGUACGCAGCUGUCCCAUUUGCCGUCAUCCUUUGUACAGUCAGACAGGAAUGAAUGAGUGAAUAACAAUAUCGAUUCCAGUGUUCAGAAUUUCAAGGGAAGACAAAGUUUUCCCCAUUCAGAUGUUUUUUAAAGUGCCCUCAGUGACUGACGUAUUCACUCUUUAUUUUAGCAGCGAAUUUUACCGUUUGCUCCAUGAGUGGCUCCUAAUUUCUCCUUACUGUGUUAUCCUUGAAUCAAAUGGUAAAUGUAACGAGAAUAAAGGAAAAGAACAUCGAUUUAGAACGCUCCCGAUAAAAAAAUUCUUAUUGUCAGUACCAGAGGAAAUUUAAAGAGGACAGUGUGGAUUGUUAGUGUAAAGGUGCCUGGUACCAGUUUUCAUCUUUUUGAUGGUUUGUAACUUUGAAAGAAUGCAACAGAAAGACUUACCAAGGCCAGUUAAACACUUUUACGAGGUUGAAUUAUAUAAUCAUUGGUUAUCCAAAAAUAAGUGUCAUUUCGUCACGAGCAGUUUC
Molecule: messenger RNA, 6163 nt
Organism: Stylophora pistillata
Lineage: Eukaryota; Metazoa; Cnidaria; Anthozoa; Scleractinia; Pocilloporidae
Biological process (GO): ubiquitin-dependent protein catabolic process; protein ubiquitination
Cellular component (GO): nucleus
Molecular function (GO): zinc ion binding; ubiquitin protein ligase activity; protein binding
Source: RefSeq, a predicted model, not a curated record